This is a messenger RNA of Schistocerca americana (American grasshopper), 6705 nucleotides long. RefSeq names its product cytospin-A. Gene Ontology annotation, cellular component: filamentous actin; microtubule organizing center. The transcript is spliced from 18 exons. Bases 262 to 4824 code for a protein of 1520 amino acids. Gene Ontology annotation, biological process: actin cytoskeleton organization. The record is from RefSeq and is a predicted model, not a curated record. Gene Ontology annotation, molecular function: protein binding. Lineage: Eukaryota; Metazoa; Arthropoda; Insecta; Orthoptera; Acrididae.
CCGGCUGCUAGCGCGGGACGCAGACCGGCGACCGGUCCCGUCCGCGAAACGACCAGUAAGGCGGCGGCCGGUCCAUCCUGUCCCAAGACGAGCGCCGAUAAGCCGCCGACCGAUCCACCCUGCAGGACCGCUGCAGGCGUCGCUGAUAGGAAGCCGGCAGCUGGCGCGAGGUCUUCGGCGCCGUCGCCGCCGUCGAGAGCCGCCACGGUCAAGGCCGCUGGGGCACCUGUCGCUGCCGUGGGCGUGGCCCCUAAGGGUCCGAUGCCGAGCCCGCCCCGCAAGAGGUCCCGCGUGCAGACGCCCUCGCCCGUUCCUCAGGUGGUGACCAGUACGCCAUCAUCUAGCUCUGCCAGGGAAAGGAAACGGGUGAUCGCGAGUCUGACGCGAGGUGGUGUCCAGCCAGUGCGCAGCAAGCCGGCUGGCGGCAGUCAGGACACCGCGAAGAAGCAGAAGCAGCAGCAGCAGCCGCCGCCUCGGCGGCACCAGCUGGUCCCGGCGUCUCCCGCCGUCCCAGUGCGGAACCUACGCCCGAGGGAUCUGCCGCCUAAUACAAGGAAGAAGCCGCCAGUUCCUACCGCCGUCGCCUCCAGGAACAACCUCCGCGGCCGCACGCCCACGCCCAGACACGCGGCGUCUUCGGCCGGGGGCGGCGCGGGCGGCGGCGCCGGGCCCAAGGGCGGCGCAGCGGCCGAGCCCUCGGGGCCCAGCAUGGUGGACGUCGAGGGUGGCUCUCUGGCCCUGCAGCAGCAGCAGCAGCAACAACAACAACAGCAGCAACAGCUACAACAACAGCAGCAGCAGCUGGCCGCGCAGUACCAACAGGUGGUCAGCGAGAAGGCGCGCUUGGAGGCGCGCCUCGCGGUUCUGCUCGACGCCGAGCACGAGGUCCAUACUCUCAGGGAGAGGCUCCAGGAACAGCAUUCCACAAUGGAGCAGUUGAGAGCAGAAAACGUGUCCUUGCAAGCAAAGCUCCUGAGUGUUGCACACUCACCUCUCUCAGACUCUGAGAAGCAACAGCUACUCCUUGGAGCUCGACAGCAUAGUUCUGCACCUGCAUCUAUGGUUGCCAGUGACCUACAACUACCAGUGGAGGAUACAGCAGAUACAACAAUACCUGAAACAUCCAUUCCAUCAUGGGACAGGCAGUCAGCUUCCAGUGCCAGCCAACUGUCUGUUGCAUGUUUACAGGAUCGUAUCCAGCAAAUGGAAGAGACUCACUAUAGCACCAAUGAAGAGCUGCAGGCAACUCUUCAGGAGCUUUCUGACUUGCAAUCUCAGCUUCAGGAGCUGCAGGCUGAGAAUGAACGUCUGGUUGAAGAUAAGCACAUUCUUGUGGAAUAUCUGUGCCAGCAGUCAGAAAAGUUGGAAGACAGCCGGAGUCAAGCUGAAGCUUUGCAGGGAAUGCUGCUGCGGGGUGGGCCCGGUGAAGUUGUCCAUGAUGACAGAUUAUUAGACCUCCUCAAAAUUGCCCAGGAGAAACGAGAUUGCCUCUUAGUUAAACAGCAGGAAUUAACUACUCAAGUGGCAGAGCUACGCCAAGCUACCAAUGUUGCCCAGGAGGAGGCAGCUCAGUCACGAGAGUCAGCGCGUAAGCUAGAGGCAACAUUAGAGGCCGUGCAAGCAGAACGGCACACAUUGGAGCGCGAAUUAGCAGAGGUUCGACAGGAAAGCUCAUCACGUCUCAUUGAAUUGCAGAGACUCACCACACUGUUAGAAAAUGCACGAGCGAAGAUUGAGGAGUUAGAGACAGCUCGUGAGUUGGAAGACAAAUCUGAUGUUGAAGAAAUGUUGGACAAUGUCAGGAAAGAGAAGGAUACACUAGAGAGCCAAGUAGCGACAAUGCAGGAACAAGUGUUACGUGGCCAGUGUGAAAUCACUAGGUUGGAGGAACAAUUGAUGCACUUGCAGGAGGAGUGCAAGGUAACUCGUAAUAAUGCAAAGUCAGCACUUUCUGAUUUGGAAUACAAAUUUGAAAGUCUUAAACAAGAAAAACAACAACUGUCAACAGAAGUGCAGGUCUUGCAGAAAUCUCUUUCUGAUAUUAAGAUGCAAUGUCAGUGCUACCUAGAUGAUAAAGAGCAACUACAGGCAGUUUUAGCAGACUGUCAAAAGCACUUGAGUGAAGCUGAACAAAAGUUGACUGAACAGGAAAAGAGUCUUGAAGAAGAAAGGAGGUUACGGCAGCAAGAGAGUGAAGAAUGGCAGCAGUUUCAGACUGAUCUCUUAACAACAGUUAGAGUUGCGAAUGACUUUAAGACUGAAGCAAGUGAGGAGCUGAAGAAGCUGUUGGUGGAAAACAAAAACUUGAGGGAUAAGGUGCGAAACAUAGAAGCACAGCUGGAGAAGUACAAAGGUGAAUGCAAUACCUUAGAAGAGAAAGUAAUUGAUCGGGAAUUGCUGCUGAGAAAACUGUCUGGCGAAGAUGUCACAGAUGGGUCUCGAAGGGCAAAAUUGCAAAGAGGAAGGCCACUAGUUUCUCAACGUCCAUAUAAAAUUAAAGAAAGAGCUGAAAGCUUACCAGAUUUAAUGAUAGUCCAUGACAUGUCUCAUGGAGCACACACCUUCCCUGAUGUUUCAACAGCAGGUCAGUCAGAUGUCGCACCAAGAGAGAGUCAGGAGUUAGAAGAAAACAGUGCCGAUUGUUUUAAUGAGGUGCAAAAUAAACUUGUGACAACAAACAACAAUAAAGAUUAUCUGCGGUUGUAUUACGAUAAAAUGCCUGAUAUUAAUGAAGGCGAGGUGGAAAACAUUGCAGAUUCUGAAAAUAAGCGCACUACGCAAUUAAAUUCUGUGAAUACUACAGCUAUAGCUGAAACAUGUAACAAAAAGUUGGUGAACUUUCACAAUCGAGCCAGACUGUCAGACAUAAUUGUUUAUAGGCCUGUGGAAAUGAUGAAUAGAGGUGAAAAUAAGUAUAUUGAACAAACUCAGAAAAACAAAAUUUUGGUGCCGACUUCAGAUCAAAAUGAAAAUUGGAAGGAUCAUCUGGAUGGUUUCUCAGGGCUUUUCAGUAACAAAACACCACACACAUUAUAUGAAAAUGGGAAAGCCUUACUCCAAGAGAGUGAGGCACCUUCUCAAUUAUCAGGAAGUGGAAAUGGAAAUUUAUGUGGCAAUUGUAGUCCAGCUGAAGCAGAAGAUCUGUCUGGCACUAUCUGCUGCUCUUGUUGGGAUUUGCAGAGUGAACAGGAAAAUAACCAGAAAGGAAAGUCUGUACACUCAUGCAUGGAAAAACACUGUGAUAAAAAUGCAACUUUAGUAGACAAAAAUGAGAAAAUAACAUUCAAGCUUAAAAAAAUAUUUCCAUCUUCAAAUAAGAAACAAAACCUGGAAACCUUGCACAAAGUGAAACCUGAAACGAGAAAUGUUAAUCAUAGGAAGCAGAAUUUGUCCCCACGUGUGACAAAAAAAAGGAUUAAGUUUCCUGACAAUGACACUUCAAGAUUUAAAAACAUAAUUCAUAAAGCGUUUGCAUGUCCAGACAACAAAGAGAGAGCCACUGUGGCAUCCAAUGCAUCUGAUAGUGAUUGUUGCUCAGUAGACUCAUUCACAGUAUCAUCUACAGAUAAACUGUCUCAUCGCUCCAUAGGAAACAGACAUACUUUGGAUCUUGCAGAUAUUGAUACUAACAAUGAAACUCAGAUUUUUGAUAUACACUGGAGAUUCUCAGAUGUGAAAGCAAGUGACUCGUUCCUCUCAAAAAUAGCCAAGUUUGAAAGUUUACAGAGACCUACUGCAUCACUUUGCGACUUGCCACAAAUGGGAGUUGUGUUAAGGGCCAAAGACAGCAGUAAACCACAGAGUCCAACACAGCGAUGGUCCAGCCCAAGCAGUUCUCUCGUAUGUUCAGCCACGCCAAAACCACCGACUUCAGCUACACUGGGAAUUAGAGUGCCUACUUCAGCCAUGCAAGAAACUGGCUGUCCAACAUCUACUGUGACAAAUAGUGUUCCACAGGAGAUAACAUUGAGAGGCAGGGAAAUUGGAGUUUCCCGACAAGAUAGCCAGAUUUCUGUCAAAUCUCUGAUAGAGAGCAUCGAGAACGCAACCAAACAGGCAAAAGGUGGUCCACGAAGCCGAAGUAGUUCGACAUCCAGUCUAAGCAGCAUAACAAGUGAAGUGAGGACUGCAACAUCGACAGGCAAUCCAAGUAUGCCACAGACACCAAACUUCACUCGUAGGCAUAAUUCUGAAACAGAUGCUGUCUUUUCUGUGAAGACGCCUCUUCGGGACCAACAACAGAGCAAUAACCAAACUGUUGGAAACAAUACAAACAAUAUGAAGGCUUCACAGAAUAGGAGAAAUCUAAUCACUGACAACACAAACAGCAAAGCAAAUCUCUACAAUGACAGCUUAAAGAAUAACAAACCCUUGGGAGAUGUGGUACAAGCUAAUCCAGUGUCAAUCCUGGCCAACAAAACAAUGGAUUUUGUGAGGAAAAACAGUUGCAGUGACUUAAGUGAAAGAAAAGAUCCUCUUUCAGCAUUAACAAAAAAUGGUGGCUCGAAGCGCAACGCUCUCCUGAAGUGGUGCCAGAAUAAGACAGUUGGCUAUAAAAACAUUGACAUCACAAAUUUUAGCAGUUCAUGGAAUGAUGGGCUAGCAUUUUGUGCUAUCCUUCAUUCAUACUUACCGGAUAAGGUGCCUUACGACACAUUGAAUCCAAGUGAAAAAAGGAGAAAUUUUUGUAUAGCAUUCGCAGCAGCUGAAUCUGUUGGCAUUCCUACAACAUUGAAUCUGUCCGAAAUGAUUCAGCUGGAACGACCAGACUGGCAGCAAAUAAUGGCAUAUGUUACUGCCAUUUAUAAGCAUUUUGAGACGUGAAAUUAACUGAAAUGCAUCUUUUUAUUGUUGUUCAGUGUUCUACAAAAGGAGAUGUUUUAAUUCAUGAUUUUAUAUAUGAAGGCUUAAGAAGCAUAUGUUCUGUUUUUGUCUGUUGUAUUAAUGAAUGUUUUGGACAAAUUGAGAGGUGUGACAUUAUCUGGUUUGAAUGAGGUGUUUCAGAAAUUUGCUUCUUGUGAAAUAUUGAGAGAACAGAGUGACUAGUGACUAUUAAUUGAUGCUAAUGUAUUGUCCAAAGGUAACAAACAAGUAAUUAUUCACAUUCCAACUGAUUAAUGCAGCUCAGAACAGUAUCUUUAUAUGUCAAAUGCCUUCCCCCUCCCCAGAAAUAAGGGAGCUCUGGGCUUGAACUUGGAUGUACAGAAGUGAGAUUAUUUCUCCUGUAGUGCUCCAUAAUUAAUGAAACUACUCUCUGAUGAUAGUGAACAAGUAGCUUAAAAAGCAGCAGUUAAGACAUUCUUAGUAGAUCUGUUCUAUUUGGUGAGUCUUAUUAGAGAACACUCAGCAUCACUGUUUUACUUAGUUUAUUUAUUGUGUACAUUGGAUGAGUGCAGCUGCUGAUUGAAAUAGAUACAAUAUAUUUUUAAGAACUGACUGUGUGUGUGUGUGUGUGUGUGUGUGUGUGUGUGUGUGUGUGUGAAAACCAGUGAGGUUUUAGUAAUAGUAGCAUAAUAUGACAGUAGAAUCUUCAUACAUUCAAAAGCAGCUAUAUUUAUAUUAUCUAGUCAUAAAAUUACUGCAUUUUAUAAAUGACGUAUAUUAUUGAUGUCAUUUUAACAGCAAGUGGUUUUUAAACUGUUUCCAUAGAUAUGUAUGUAAAUAAUGUAUUGUUGGAUGUAUUGAUUUAAGGAAAUGAACUGAUAAGAACUAUUCAAAGAACUGGGAAUUCUGUAAAUUUUCAGAAAGGCAAUAACAUAGGUGAAAAUGAUAUUAAAUCUGCUUCUGUGAGUAACAUCAUUUUUAUUACUGAAGUGGAAUAUUAUAUCAUUCUAAAACUGUUCCAUAUUUGUGUGUGCAUCAGAUUGGUGGCAACUUAUCAGCCAUUCUCUCAGAGCAUUUUGUACAUUUUGUAGUGAUUUGUAAGUGAUGUACAAUGAAUGACUGAUCAGUGUUCGGUUGAUCAUCUGUCUCAUUCAUGUAAUUUUUAUAUAUGAAAAAUUAUUUUGAAGGACUAUCUUGUAAAGUAUCAGAACUUCAUUUGUUUAUCUUGAGGGCUAGAAGGAGUUUAUGUAACAUGCUUCCAUUUAUCUGUGGACAUACAUUGUUCACUUUGAUAAGAAGGAAACCAUUGCAGUAGUGUACUAACUGAGAAAUUAUUCUCCACUCUGCGUUGUUUUGCAGUUUCUUUGAGUUUCAUAAUAGGCAUUAACGUAUGUUGAAAAUGCUGUUCAAUACUGUACACUUUAUUUACUUCUGCUUGUAGGUAGUUUCUGCACAUUUUGUGGCUUUUCAGUGAAUGGAGCUUAAGCAAUAAUAUGUACAAGCAGUGCUUUAAUAUGCUACAGGUUGUAUAUGAUAGGUGGAAGCAGCUUGCUCUUCUAAAACUGCCUGCAGUAUUUCUUUUAUUCCAGAGCUAAACAGAUUUUUUUUCCUGUUUGUAAUGCUGCCUUGGAUCUUUCAUAAUCCAAUCUAAAGGAGCUGAUAACUGCUCCCUUGCCCUCAAGAAUGCCCGAGAUGGAUCACAUAUGGAAAAUGAAAAGGUUUAAAUAUGUUUUAGCUGUUCGAUUUUCAAAGAUUUGUUGCGAGUUCCUAAACUACAGAAAGAUAUUUUAUAGUAGUCUGUUUGUAAUACAUGUAUUAAAUUGUAAAUAUACUUGUUAGUCAUAUGUAUUAUGCACAAAUAAACAUAUGCUGUAACAGUCA